Messenger RNA from Cephus cinctus (wheat stem sawfly), 2624 nucleotides. It is a transcript of the gene gny, whose product is annotated as bolA-like protein 2. The record is from RefSeq and is a predicted model, not a curated record. Gene Ontology annotation, biological process: isoprenoid biosynthetic process; intracellular iron ion homeostasis; cholesterol biosynthetic process. Gene Ontology annotation, molecular function: dolichyl pyrophosphate Man9GlcNAc2 alpha-1,3-glucosyltransferase activity; 2 iron, 2 sulfur cluster binding; mevalonate kinase activity. NCBI's taxonomy places the organism in Eukaryota, Metazoa, Arthropoda, Insecta, Hymenoptera, Cephidae. Gene Ontology annotation, cellular component: cytosol; cytoplasm; endoplasmic reticulum membrane. The transcript is spliced from 3 exons. Bases 915 to 2543 code for a protein of 542 amino acids.
UUUUUUUCUGUACUAAUCGUUUGGUGUGUUCCGAAAUGAGUUUCAGUAACUGACAGUCACCUAACCUAACAGGCAGUACUGCACUGGAGUUCCAUAAAGCUGCAGUGCAUUAAUGGUGGUGUUGUGAGUUGCUGAAAUUGAUUUCGGAACACAUCCAAUCUCGCAAGCCACUGGCGUUGCCCUAAUUAUUUUUUACAAUUUUGGGCAGCACUAAUGACCACCAAACAUUUUAACUAAGUUAUUCGUAACCACCAAACGAUUUCGCAUCGAUUUACCCCCUUAUUAAACAAAAUCGGUUAAUAAAUAAGUCUAGCUAACUUCUCGCUAAAAUUUGUUUUUAAUAUUCCAGAAAAAGUAUUUGACUACCAAACUUUUUAAUUAGACUACCAAUCACCACCAAACGGUAAAAUUGGUUUCAAGAAAAUCGGCCCACUGGGCAUUGGCCAUUUUUCUACUCAUCUCUGGUUCGACUGGCAAGAGAUUCUAAUACAUGUACAUGUUUAUCCUACAUAGGAGAUUAUUGCUAUCGUCAUGUAUAGAUAAUAUGUUUUAUACGUUUUAAUCUCGAAGACUCGUCCUCACUUUUCAUACCGAUACAUUUUUCCACUAUCACUCUCUAUUUUAAUACAGGGUCUUACCCGUAUUGAAAUUUACGGGCUCAAGAUACUGACUACUCAAUGUGUUAUCUAUGGAACAAAUUUUCUAUGCCACGAUGGCAAAGCUGUAGUUAGUUUACUCAAAACUUUGUACAUGAGAAACCUCCUAAAAUAACAGAUUUUUUUGUCAAAUAAAUCAUAAUUUAAUAUGCCAUAUACUGAAGAAUACAUCAGGAACAAGUUAAUCAAAGAACUGGAGCCUUUGCACUUGCUUAUCAGGAUAUCUCAUUGAAAUGUUCAAGAGUUAGAAUUUCAGUGAUGACUAGUGAAUACAAAAUUAAACGGAUAAUAUCCCGAAGUCGUUAUUGUGCAAACAUGACUGCAACAAUAAGGAUCCUUGUUAUUAUGGGUAUAGUGCUUCUCUUGAGAUGUUGUGUGACCUAUCAUCCUUACAGCGGUCAAGGGAAACCUCCUAUGUUUGGAGAUUACGAGGCCCAACGUCAUUGGCAAGAAAUUACAUUAAAUCUUCCCAUCAAAUGGUGGUAUACUAAUACCACAGACAAUGAUCUACAAUAUUGGGGUCUGGACUAUCCUCCAUUAACAGCGUAUCAUAGUUUGCUAUUAGGUUACAUUGCCAAUGUUACAAAUUCUGAUUUUGUACAGUUAAGGACAUCUCGUGGCUAUGAAUCUGAAAGUCAUAAAUAUUUUAUGAGACUAUCUGUACUUUGGGCAGAAUCAAUAACAUAUCUACCAGCUAUGCUGUGGUUUAUUUCUGGUCUAAAAAUACAAGAAUUAAAAGCGAUACAGUUGGAUGAAAAAAAUUUGUUUGAUUUUAGAAAACAUGAUUUUCAUCUAGCAACGAUUCUUAUAUAUCCUGGUUUAAUAUUGAUAGACCAUGGUCAUUUUCAAUAUAAUUGUGCAUCUCUUGGAUUCUUUGUUGCUGCAGUUACAGCUCUGUUGCGUAAUCGUCUUAUUUUUGGAUCAUUUUUAUUUGUACUCGCGUUAAAUUACAAGCAAAUGGAAUUAUAUCAUGCUCUUCCAAUUUUCUUCUAUAUACUUGGCAAUAACGUGCCAGGUAGAAAUAAGACACUAAAGUCUUGUAUUAUCACUUUGUUUUGUGUUUCAUUAACAGUACUGUUAACAUUUGCGAUCAUCUGGGUACCAUUCUUUCAGGAUAGAGAAACGUUUUUAAAUGUAAUAUUUCGACUGUUUCCAAUUGCUAGAGGGGUUUUUGAGGAUAAAGUGGCAAAUGUGUGGUGCGCAAUAAAUGUGAUUUACAAAUUGCGCAAUGCAUUAAAUAAUGCACAAUUAGCACAAAUUUGUGGAGCAGCAACAUUGUUAGCAGUUCUGCCAUCUUCCAUGAAUCUUUUCUUUAGACCAUUAAGGAACAAAUUUAUAAUAUCCCUUGUUAAUUCAUCAUUGGGUUUCUUUUUAUUUUCCUUUCAAGUUCAUGAAAAGUCUAUUCUCCUUGUAGCUAUACCAAUCCUUUUAAACUUUCAUAAUGAUCCACUGCCAUGUUUCUGGUUUCUGUUAAUAUCUACCUUCAGUAUGCUUCCUCUUCUCAUAAAUGAUGGCUUAUAUAUUGCUUAUAUAGCAAUUACUCUAUUAUAUGCAAUUUCCACAACAUGGGUAUUCCCAAACUUAUGUAGGAUUACAACUUCUGUAGAACUAAAGGACGAAUGUGAUAAAAAAUUAAGUGUAAUAUAUGUGUGUAAAAAUUAUAGACAAUUUGCUGUAGUAGGAUUAUUUCGUCUAUCGAUGCUAGGCACAGUAGUUUUAUCAAUGCUAUGUGUUUUGGUAAAACCCCCUAAACGAUACCCUGAUCUGUUUCCACUUUUAAUAUCAGUUUACUCAUGUGGCCAUUUCAUAAUAUUCUUUCUUUAUUUUAAUUAUAAACAAUUUUGUAUAGGGAAACAAUAUCCAAUGGAAAAAAUUAAAUCAAACUAAUUUUGUAUCUUGUGUGCUGUGUGAUUUUUGUAUGAGAUGCUUUGUGGCUCCUUUUCAUGAAUAAAAGAUAUUUCUUUCACA